This is a messenger RNA of Mesocestoides corti, 231 nucleotides long. The record is from the annotation of a GenBank genome assembly. Lineage: Eukaryota; Metazoa; Platyhelminthes; Cestoda; Cyclophyllidea; Mesocestoididae.
AUGGCCGGCACGGACACUGAGACAACCACACCGAAUGUGAAAGGUGGGUCCGGCCGAAUACUUAGGCCCAAUGCCGCCCUAGUUACAAGCCACUCCAGCAGGGACCAACACCUGGUCCAUACAACCGACCUCGGCCCCGACCACCGAAUUAUGCAAGGGGACACCGUAGAGCCAAGACGGAAUCAGUACCUGUUUACUGUUCUCUCCAGUGGCCUCCUUACUAGGAGGUAG